This is a messenger RNA of Vidua macroura (Pin-tailed whydah), 3474 nucleotides long. RefSeq names its product TAO kinase 1 (gene TAOK1). Gene Ontology annotation, molecular function: ATP binding; protein kinase activity. The record is from RefSeq and is a predicted model, not a curated record. Gene Ontology annotation, biological process: execution phase of apoptosis; protein phosphorylation. The transcript is spliced from 20 exons. Bases 191 to 3196 code for a protein of 1001 amino acids. NCBI's taxonomy places the organism in Eukaryota, Metazoa, Chordata, Aves, Passeriformes, Viduidae.
GCCGCCCCUUGCCCCGCUCCUCCUCCUCCUUCUUCUCCUCCUCCUCCUCCUCCGCGGGGGGCCGACCGGCGCUCCCAGCCCGGCUGCGGCGGAGGUAAUCCAUGCUGAAGAGGCUCCAUUCAUACAGAUGAGCCAAGGGUUGAAGCAGCACUUUAAACCCAGAUAGUCGGUCGGCUGACUGCCCAGCAGGAUGCCAUCAACCAGCCGAGCGGGCAGCCUGAAGGACCCCGAAAUUGCAGAGCUCUUCUUCAAAGAAGAUCCAGAAAAGCUCUUCACAGAUCUCCGAGAGAUUGGCCAUGGAAGCUUCGGAGCAGUUUAUUUUGCACGUGAUGUGCGCACCAAUGAAGUGGUGGCCAUCAAGAAAAUGUCAUAUAGUGGGAAGCAGUCCAAUGAGAAAUGGCAGGAUAUUAUUAAGGAAGUCAAGUUCCUCCAAAGAAUAAAACACCCUAACAGUAUAGAAUACAAAGGCUGCUAUCUGCGGGAGCAUACAGCAUGGCUUGUUAUGGAAUAUUGUUUAGGAUCAGCAUCAGACUUACUAGAAGUUCAUAAAAAGCCAUUGCAAGAAGUGGAAAUAGCAGCAAUUACCCAUGGUGCUCUCCAGGGAUUAGCAUACUUGCAUUCUCACAAUAUGAUCCAUAGAGAUAUCAAGGCAGGGAACAUCCUGCUGACAGAGCCAGGACAGGUGAAACUUGCUGACUUUGGGUCUGCUUCCAUAGCAUCUCCUGCCAACUCAUUUGUGGGGACGCCAUAUUGGAUGGCCCCAGAAGUGAUUUUAGCCAUGGAUGAAGGGCAGUAUGAUGGCAAAGUAGAUGUUUGGUCUCUUGGAAUUACCUGUAUUGAGUUAGCGGAAAGGAAGCCUCCUUUGUUUAACAUGAACGCAAUGAGUGCCUUAUAUCACAUAGCGCAGAAUGAAUCCCCUACACUACAGUCUAAUGAAUGGUCUGAUUAUUUUCGAAACUUCGUAGAUUCUUGCCUCCAGAAAAUUCCUCAAGACAGGCCUACAUCAGAGGAGCUUCUGAAGCACAUGUUUGUUCUUCGAGAGCGGCCGGAAACAGUGUUAAUAGACCUGAUUCAGAGAACAAAGGAUGCAGUGAGAGAGCUGGACAACCUGCAGUAUCGUAAAAUGAAGAAGCUCCUCUUCCAGGAGGCCCACAAUGGCCCUGCAGUGGAAACACAGGAGGAGGAGGAGGAACAAGAUCAUGGUGUGGGCAGGACGGGAACAGUGAACAGUGUCGGAAGUAAUCAGUCCAUUCCUAGUAUGUCUAUCAGUGCCAGUAGCCAAAGCAGUAGUGUUAACAGUCUUCCAGAUGCCUCGGAUGAUAAGAGCGAGCUGGAUAUGAUGGAGGGGGACCACACGGUGAUGUCAAAUAGCUCUGUCAUUCAUCUAAAGCCGGAGGAAGAGAACUACAGAGAGGAGUCGGAUCCUCGGACAAGGGCAUCAGAACCCCAGUCUCCUCCCCAAGUAUCUCGCCACAAGUCUCAUUAUCGCAACCGAGAGCACUUUGCUACCAUACGCACAGCGUCGCUGGUGACAAGGCAAAUGCAGGAACAUGAGCAAGACUCUGAGCUCCGAGAGCAGAUGUCUGGCUAUAAACGUAUGAGAAGGCAGCACCAGAAGCAACUGAUGGCAUUAGAGAAUAAACUGAAGGCAGAGAUGGACGAGCACCGCCUCAGGUUGGACAAAGAUCUCGAAACACAGCGUAACAAUUUUGCUGCAGAAAUGGAAAAGCUAAUUAAAAAGCACCAAGCAGCUAUGGAAAAAGAGGCUAAAGUGAUGGCCAAUGAAGAGAAGAAAUUCCAACAGCAUAUUCAGGCCCAACAGAAGAAAGAAUUGAACAGUUUCCUGGAGUCCCAGAAGAGAGAAUAUAAACUCCGUAAAGAGCAGCUGAAAGAGGAGCUGAAUGAAAACCAGAGCACUCCAAAGAAGGAGAAGCAGGAGUGGCUCUCUAAGCAGAAGGAGAACAUCCAGCAUUUCCAGGCAGAAGAAGAGGCCAACUUACUGAGGCGUCAGAGGCAGUACUUGGAGCUGGAGUGUCGCCGCUUCAAGAGACGGAUGCUCCUGGGCCGCCAUAACCUGGAGCAGGACCUGGUUCGGGAGGAGCUAAACAAAAGGCAGACACAGAAGGACCUGGAGCACGCCAUGCUGCUGCGUCAGCACGAGUCCAUGCAGGAGCUGGAGUUCCGCCAUCUCAGCACCAUCCAGAAGAUGCGCUGCGAGCUGAUCCGGCUCCAGCACCAGACCGAGCUCACCAACCAGCUGGAGUACAACAAGCGCCGGGAGCGGGAGCUGCGGCGCAAGCACGUCAUGGAGGUCCGGCAGCAGCCCAAGAGCCUGAAGUCAAAAGAACUACAGAUAAAGAAGCAGUUUCAGGAUACAUGCAAGAUCCAAACCAGACAGUACAAAGCACUGAGAAACCAUCUGCUGGAGACCACGCCAAAGAGUGAACAUAAAGCUGUCCUCAAACGGCUCAAGGAGGAGCAGACCCGGAAGCUGGCUAUCCUGGCUGAGCAGUAUGAUCACAGCAUUAAUGAAAUGCUCUCUACACAAGCUCUGCGUUUGGAUGAGGCACAGGAAGCAGAGUGCCAGGUUUUGAAGAUGCAGCUGCAGCAAGAAUUAGAGCUGCUGAACGCAUAUCAGAGUAAAAUCAAGAUGCAGGCAGAAGCCCAGCAUGAUCGGGAGCUGCGUGAUCUUGAGCAGAGGGUGUCCCUCCGCCGGGCCCUCCUGGAGCAGAAGAUUGAGGAGGAGAUGCUGGCGUUGCAGAACGAGCGCACCGAGCGGAUACGAAGCCUGCUGGAGCGUCAAGCUCGCGAGAUCGAAGCCUUUGACUCAGAAAGCAUGAGGCUAGGUUUUAGUAAUAUGGUUCUUUCUAAUCUCUCCCCCGAGGCGUUCAGCCACAGCUACCCGGGAGCUUCUGGCUGGUCCCACAAUCCUACUGGGGGUGCAGGACCUCACUGGGGUCAUCCCAUGGGUGGCCCACCGCAAGCUUGGGGCCAUCCAAUGCAAGGUGGACCUCAGCCAUGGGGUCACCCCUCGGGGCCCAUGCAGGGGGUACCUCGAAGUAGUGCUAUAGGGGUCCGCAACAGCCCCCAGGCUCUGAGGCGGACAGCUUCUGGGGGACGGACGGAGCAGGGCAUGAGCAGGAGCACAAGUGUUACUUCACAAAUAUCCAAUGGUUCACACAUGUCUUAUACAUAACUUAAACAAUAACUGAGGGUGGCAAUUCCACUGGAGCUGUCUGCCAACAGAAACUGCCUACAGACACCAGCCCAGCAGCCUCCUCAGUGCGGUGCUGACGUGUGGAAGCUGGGUGCACAUGGAAUAUUGUAUUCAUUUUGUAAAGCAUUACGUUUUGUGUUUACUAACUGGGAUGUCAUAGUAUUUGGCUGCAGGGUUUUGGGGGGUGGUUUUUGGUUUUUUUGUUUUGUUGUUGGUUUUUUUUUUUUUUGGUUUUUUUUUUGUUUGUUUGUUUUUUG